Messenger RNA from Neoarius graeffei (lesser salmon catfish), 1224 nucleotides. RefSeq names its product COMM domain containing 4 (gene commd4). The record is from RefSeq and is a predicted model, not a curated record. The transcript is spliced from 8 exons. Lineage: Eukaryota; Metazoa; Chordata; Actinopteri; Siluriformes; Ariidae. The coding region runs from base 78 to 677 and encodes 199 amino acids.
AAAAAAAAAGCCGAUUGGGACACAACCCGAGGCUAACAGACGAAGGAGAGUGUUUACGCAGCUGACUGCAGGAUAAGAUGCGGUUCCGAUUUUGUGGUGAUUUGGACUGUCCGGACUGGGUCUUAGCCGAAAUCAGCACUUUAGCACGAAUAUCAAGCGUCAAGAUGAAACUUCUGUGUGUACAAGUGAUAAAAGACAUCCUCGAUGAAGGCAUUGAUUAUGACAAGGUGGCAAAACUAACCUCUGAUGCAAAAUUUGAGAGUGGAGAUAUUAAAGCCAGUGUUGCUGUACUGAGUUUUAUCCUCUCCAGUGCAGCAAAGCAUGAUGUUGAUAGUGAAUCUCUAUCCAGUGAACUUCAGCAGCUGGGCUUGCCAAAAGAGCACACAACAGGACUGUGUAAAUCUUACGAAGACAAACACACAGCCCUGCAGGAGAAGCUAAAGGAGAGCAGUCUACGCUUGGGGUGUCUUGAAGCUGUGAACUGGAGGGUGGACUACACACUGAGCUCUAGUGAACUGAAGGAGGUGAAUGAGCCCACAGUACAGCUGAAGCUCCAGGCUCAAGACCCAGAGUCUGGUUCUACUGAGACCACAGUAGUGUCAGUCACUGCAGACAAGUUUAGAGUCCUCUUAACAGAACUUAAACAAGCGCAAGCUAUGAUGAAUGCACUGCAAUGAACCCAUCUUGUAUUAUCAUUUUAGUAAUUCAUUAUAAAUAUACAAGUGUCAUUACCACUUAGAGAAUCUCUCUGAACUGUAAGUAGCUUUGUUACUUUCUGGUCACAAUUCACCCAUUGGCCAAUAUUUUGGAAGUCACACAGGUGGGAUUUCAGUUCCAGUGGAAUUAAUGUGAUUAUUUUGUGAAGUAGAAAACAUGAUGGUGUAAUUCUCUUAUAAGGUGUAUCAAUUAUAUAGAUUUACACACAAUGAGAAGUUUCAAAUAAUUUUUUGGACUAAACGUAAAGCAAAUUAAGAACAAUUUACAUUAGUUGGUCCACAGUGAUUCUGUACAAAUGUGCACAGACUGUAAGACACGUUAGUACAAUAUAGAGCUAUGCACAGACAGAUCCCUGGACUAAUAACUGAAAUAAGUUGUAUUAUUUGGUCCAGUUUUUUUUCCCAGUCAGGUUGAUUGAUUUUUGUUUGUUUGUUUUUGUUUUAAACUUGAAAAUGUUUUGUAUUGUUUAUAUGAAUGUUCAUAAAAUAAAGUAUAUAUUUCCCAUGA